GCAGCAGCAGCAUAAAGAGAGUUCUCUUCUUCUUCCAUAAAUCCAUAGUGUUUUUCUUCCAUAAUCCAUACUUAUUUCCAGCUUUCAUUGAGUAUAUUAUUUGAUAAUUUGAAAAUGCCGAGAGGGGGAUCUGAUAAACCAAGUCAAGAUAUUGGAUGGAAUUUUGCCACUCCUACAGGAAAAAAAGGGGAAAUGACGUGUAAUUUUUGUGGUAAAAAAAUAACUGGGGGGAUAACUCGUUUGAAGCAGCAUUUGGCAAAUAUACCAGGGCAAGUUGCUGGUUGUCAAAAAGUUUCUGCGCAAGUAAAAAAAGAUAUGGGAAAUAUGUUGAGGGGUUUUGAAGCUGCAAAAAGAGAUAAAGCAAAGAGGGCAAGGGAGUUGGAAGAUGAAAUCAUGAAGAUGACAGAAGUUGAGGGUUCAGAUUCAGACGAAGAAGAUAUUAAACUAGAAAUUGCUAGAUGCGAAAGCAUGCGGCAGUUUGACGAAGAUGCUUAUAGAAGGAGAGCUUCUCAUUAUGAAAGUGGUGGGAGUAGCCAUCAAGCUCCUCCUCGCUCGGGAAUUAGUCGUUCAGCGACCGUUCGUGAAAGAGGUAGAGAAGCAUCAAGAUAUAUUGAGCAAACAUCAACACCUGCUUCUAGAUUAGCAGCAGCUGAAAUUGAAAUAGAAAAGAACAGAAGUCUGAAACAACCAAAGAUUAAAACCAAAUGGCUUAAGUCACAGAAAGAAAAGUUACUUAAAGCCUUUGGUAAUUUUAUCAUCCACAACAGAUUACCUUUUAGUGUGAUUGAGUCACCAUGGACAAAGCCAUUACUCAGAACGGCCGCUGAAGUGGGACCUAAUGUAUCACCACCUUCAGCAUAUGAGAUCUCUGAAGUAUAUUUGAAAAAUGAAUACAAAGAAAUGAAGAAAUAUAUUGCUUCAUUUGAGGGCAUGUGGAACGAAAGAGGAGUUACCAUUAUGUGUGAUGGAUGGAGCGGACCAAUCAGAAUGAGUAUAAUUAAUUUUCUAGUCUACUCUCCUCGUGGAACAAUGUUCCAUAAAUCCAUAGAUGCAAGUAAUGUUAAACGAAAAGAUGGAGAAUAUUACUUCAAGAUCAUGAAGGAAGUGGUUGAAGAAAUUGGCCCAAGCAAAAUUGUCCAAGUGGUGACUGAUAAUGAAGCUGCUAUUAAAUCUGGUGGCAAAAAGUUGAUGGAGAAGUUUCCAAAUUUAAGAUUUUGGAAAGGGGAAUAA
Manihot esculenta (cassava) is the source of this 1230-nucleotide messenger RNA. RefSeq lists its product as uncharacterized. Gene Ontology annotation, molecular function: DNA binding. Bases 115 to 1230 code for a protein of 371 amino acids. The record is from RefSeq and is a predicted model, not a curated record. The transcript is spliced from 3 exons. NCBI's taxonomy places the organism in Eukaryota, Viridiplantae, Streptophyta, Magnoliopsida, Malpighiales, Euphorbiaceae.